AUGUCUCAUACCAAUAGUGAUCGUCGUGACACAGUGAUCGACAUAGGGAAGCUGGUUAAUUUCACUGGUGGACUCGAGUUUUCAAGCCUUACAUAUACAGUGACAAAGAAAAAGAAGGAUGUUGAAGGGGAAUGGUUCAAAAAAGAAGUAGGUUUGUUGAACAGGAUUACUGGCUAUGCACCAAAAGGGUGCAUCACUGCAGUGAUGGGUCCAAGUGGUGCGGGCAAAUCUACACUACUGGAUGGUUUGGCUGGGAGAAUAGCUAGUGGGAGUCUCAAGGGCAGGGUGUCCUUGGAUGGGAAGGAAAUGAGUCCGAGCUUGAUUAAAAGGACUUCAGCAUAUAUAAUGCAGGAUGAUAGGCUAUUUCCAAUGCUUACUGUGUAUGAGACUUUGAUGUUUGCUGCUGAUUUUCGGCUGGGGCCUAUUUCAAGGGCUGAAAAGCAAGAGCGUGUGGAUAAGCUGAUCGAGCAGCUUGGGUUGUCUUCGUCCCGGAACACUUAUAUAGGUGACCAGGGGAUCAGAGGAGUGUCUGGUGGAGAGCGUCGCAGAGUGACAAUAGGGGUGGACAUCAUCCAUGGACCAUCAUUACUCUUCCUGGAUGAACCUACUUCAGGUCUGGACUCCACCAGGGCUCUUAGCGUGAUUGAAAAGGUGCACCACAUUGCACGCUCUGGAAGCACUGUAAUCCUCACAAUCCACCAGCCCUCAUCAAGAAUCCAGUUGCUCCUUGACCAUCUCAUAAUCUUGGCUCGUGGCCAGCUCAUGUUUCAAGGAUCACCCAAAGAUGUCACUCACCAUGUAUCACGGAUGGGGCGCAGAGUUGAGAACUCAAUUGAGCACCUAAUUGAUGUCAUACAAGAGUAUGAUCAGUCUGAACAUGUUGUUGAAGCAGUAGCUGAAUUUGCACUUCCCGGAUUGAAGCCCCUGCCAUUGGCAGGGAUGGAUAUGUCUGUUUCAUCGACUCUACCACCAACGCCUACUCCACCAUGUCAUAGCCGUCAAGCAGAAGGUCAAGAGAGUGCUGAUCAUCACAAGGGACAGGGAAAGCGCCUACAGUUACAAAAUAAUUCUCUUGUAUUUGAUUCUUUUGAUCACAGUGUAAGAAGCCCAUAUAACAAUACUUCAAGGUCAUGGAGUGCUAGUGAUCGUGGAUUGCAAGCACUGAGGCUUACACCUUCGCAGGCUAAUAAAAAAGGUCCAAAUUCAAUAAGUCUAUCCCCUGGCCACUACGCAUACUCGAGUGAAAUCCUUAGCACUCCAACACCUCACAGCAGUGACUACACUGUCAAUGAAGAUGACUAUCGCACCCCUGGCGGCGCUGAUGUUGCUAUGAACUCCACAGCAAACAAUAACCAUCUCGGCCCAAAGUUUGCUAAUUCAUUCUUAUCAGAGAUCAUGAUACUCAUGCGCCGCAGCUUCAAGAACAUCCGUCGUACACCUGAGCUUUUCCUCUCAAGACUAAUGGGCCUCACCAUAAUGGGUUUAAUGAUGGCCACCAUGUUUGUGAAACCCCCAAAAUCCUUGCAAGGCAUCACAGACCUCACCAGCUUCUUCAUCUUCACUGUCUGCCUCUUCUUCUUUUCUUCCAAUGAUGCUGUCCCAGCCUUCAUUCAAGAGCGUUUCAUCUUCAUCCGAAAGACUUCUCACAAUGCCUACAGAGCCUCAUCUUACACCAUUGCUGGUGUUGUUACUUACCUUCCUUUCCUUGCCAUUCAGGCUGGAGUCUAUGCUGGCAUUGUGUAUUUUGCAUUGAAGCUCAAAGGACUUUUCAUAUAUUUCUUGAUUGUUCUCUAUGUUUCCCUUCUCACAACAAACUCCUUUGUGGUGUUUGUGAGCCCAGUGGUGCCAAACUAUAUCUUGGGUUAUGCAGCAGUUGCUUUCACUGCCCUCUUCUUCUUGUUCUGUGGCUACUUCUUGAGUGGUCAUGACAUUCCUUCCUAUUGGCAGUGGAUGAACAAGAUUUCCACAAUGACAUAUCCUUAUGAAGGGCUUUUGAUAAACGAGUUUCAUAGAACGGAUAUUUAUGCAAAAGACCCACUGGGGAAUAACGUGUCUGGUAUUGAUGUUUUAGAUAGCCUUAAAAUUCAUGGCAGCGGAGGAAAGAAGUGGGAAAAGGUGUUCAUAAUGUUGGGUUGGGCUGUAAUCUAUAGGAUUUUGUUUUACAUAAUUCUUCGCUUUGGUGGAUAGCCUUCAAGUCCUCUAAAUUCUGAUAAUGUCACAUUAUUUACAUAUAUAGAUGAAUUUAUGGAAAAUUAUUAGGUAUUCCUAAAGUAUAAUAACCUAAAGUAUAA
Messenger RNA from Quercus robur (English oak), 2291 nucleotides. Its product is annotated as ABC transporter G family member STR2-like. Lineage: Eukaryota; Viridiplantae; Streptophyta; Magnoliopsida; Fagales; Fagaceae. Gene Ontology annotation, molecular function: ABC-type transporter activity; ATP hydrolysis activity; ATP binding. Gene Ontology annotation, cellular component: membrane. The record is from RefSeq and is a predicted model, not a curated record.